AUGCUAACUACUGGAAUUAUACAGCCUAGUGUCAGCCCGUUCUCCAGCCCUAUUUUACUGGUGAAGAAGAAAGAUGGGAAUAAGUUCUCCAUCCCGAUCAUUGAUGAACUGCUGGAUGAGCUAUAUGGUGCUACAAUUUUCUCCAAACUGGAUUUGAAGUCGGGAUACCACCAGAUAAAAAAGGAGGAUGUUUAUAAAACGGCGUUCUGGACUCACGAGAGGCACUACGAGUUCCUGGUCAUUCCCUUCGGCCUCUCUAAUGCACCAGCCACAUUCCAAUCUCUGAUGAAUCAGGAGGUAUUGACAAUCUUGGUAGCAAAACAUCUCUACUCUAAUGCAAAAAAGUGUCACUUUGGGCAGCAUCAGAUAGAAUAUUUGGGGCACUUCGUCUCAGCUGAAGGAGUACCAGCAGAUCCUAGCAAGAAAGCAGCAAUGGUACAAUGGCCAACCCCUCUUAACAUUCGGGAACUUCGCGGGUUUCUGGGAUUGACUGGCUACUAUAAGAGGUUUGUAGCUGGCUAUGGUGCAAUAUCAUGGCCUCUUAUGCAACAAUUAUGGAAGGAUGCUUUCAAGUACGAUGAUGCAGAAACUGCCUUUCGAAAACUGAAGUUGGCUAUGACGGCAUUACCCAUAUUAGCUCUUCUAGAUUUCUCAAAGCCCUUCAUUAUUAAGACAGAUGCCUCGGGCCAUGGGUUAGGGGUGGUUCAGUUUGCCCUAUUGCCUAUUACAAUCACGUAUUAUCCGAAAAAUCUCUACAUAAAUCCAUCUAUGAAGGAAAUUAAUGGCCAUUGUCCUCGUCGUCCAAAAAUGGAGGCGACGGAUGCAUUGUCGCGCCUAAAUCCCUCGGUUGAGUUAGCUACCUUAACCAGCCAAGGUGUUGUGGACAAUCAGUUGCUCGAUGCACAAGUACAUAGGGAUCCAUACCUCUCUAAAAUAAAAAAGGGGCCGCAGGAAGACCCAGAUGUGUAUCCACAUUUCUCAUUGGAGCACGAGAAGUUACUCUAUAAAGGACGUCUAGCACUUCCCCAAUCCUCCCCACUAAUUUUGAUUUUCUUGAGAGAAUUCCACAGUAGCUUGGCCGGUGGGCAUUCAGGUUUCCUCCGCACUUAUAAGCCUCUUGCAGCCCCUACCAUUUUCGCUCUUAUAUGGGAAGAUGUUUCAAUGGACUUCAUAGAGGGCCUACCAAAAUCUGGAAAUUAUAAUUCCCUGCUGGCGGUGGUUGAUCGCCUUAGUAAGUAUGCCCAUUUCUUGCCACUGAAACAUCCCUUUACUGCAGAGGGAGUAGUUGCAGUCUUCAUUAAGGAAAUUGUCAGACUCCAUGGUAUUCCAAGAUCCAUUAUCUCAGAUCUUGACAAAGUGUUUCUUAGUCACUUAUGGUCAGAACUUUUUCGCCUCCAGGGGACUAUCCUCCGUCAAAGCACAGCUUACCGUCUGCAAUCAGAUGGGCAAACUGAAGUGGUUAAUUGGUGUGUGGAAAUGUAUCUUCGAUGCUCAACCUAUGGCAAACCAAAGAGCUGGAGCAAUUGGAUUCCGUGGGCAGAGUACUGGUAUAACACCACCUUCCACUCCUCUACAAAUACAACACCUUUCAAAGCAGUCUAUGGAAGGGACCCUCCCCCACCCAUCCGUUACGAUAGCCAGACCACUACAAUUCAAUCAAUAGAGCAGCAAUUAUAG
Olea europaea var. sylvestris is the source of this 1677-nucleotide messenger RNA. RefSeq lists its product as uncharacterized. Gene Ontology annotation, biological process: DNA integration. Gene Ontology annotation, molecular function: nucleic acid binding. NCBI's taxonomy places the organism in Eukaryota, Viridiplantae, Streptophyta, Magnoliopsida, Lamiales, Oleaceae. The record is from RefSeq and is a predicted model, not a curated record. The coding region runs from base 1 to 1677 and encodes 558 amino acids. The transcript is spliced from 5 exons.